GUCGGGGUGCGCGCGCAGUUUGACAACCCGCGCUUUUUCCUGUCAGUCUUUCCUAAAACUUUUUUAGUGAUAACAUUCGAAUUUUAAAAUGAAUAAUCAAAUAGACGACGAACAAAUAACCAUGCUGCGGCGUGCAUUCAGUAUGUUCGACUCCAGUAAGCAGGGAAAAAUUGAGAAGGAAAAAGUACGGACGAUCCUCAACACCAUGGUCCACAGCUUUGAUGAUAAUGAGCUGGACCAGAUGCUUGAUAAUGAAGAUGUUGACGGAUCAGGGAAGCUGAACUUCGAUUCAUUUGUCCGCGUAGCCACACAUUUCUUGGACGAGGACGACGAAGCCUUACAAAAGGAGCUUAAAGAGGCUUUCAGGCUGUAUGACAAAGAGGGUAAUGGCUACAUCCCCACAUCGAGCCUCAGAGAGAUCCUCGCUGCAUUGGAUGACCAGCUCACGCCAGACCAACUCAACGAGAUGAUCGCUGAGAUCGACACAGAUGCAUCUGGCACUGUUGACUUUGAUGAAUUCAUGGAAAUGAUGACUGGCGACUAGACUUCAGGCUAAUAAAAAUUGUCGACGUUGAAAAUUAAGUAAACUUUAUUUAUACAUUUUUAAAGAAUCUUUCAUUUAAGUUCAGGAAUUUUUUCAC
Zerene cesonia (dogface butterfly) is the source of this 641-nucleotide messenger RNA. Its product is annotated as troponin C-like. Lineage: Eukaryota; Metazoa; Arthropoda; Insecta; Lepidoptera; Pieridae. The transcript has 6 exons. The record is from RefSeq and is a predicted model, not a curated record. Gene Ontology annotation, molecular function: enzyme regulator activity; calcium ion binding. Bases 89 to 544 code for a protein of 151 amino acids.